AAAGACACGACUCCAGCUCUACUUGAACUUGAAGUCACUCGAAGAUAGCAGAACAGAACUUAAAACUCCCAUUUCUCUGUCUUAGAAUAAACAUCCCUUAAACCCUAGAGCUCUCGUGAAGUCAAAAAAUGGUGAAAAAUGGAAGAACAAAGAAAAGAUAUCACAAACCCCCAAAACCCCAACAUCACUCAACCUCAUCAGCAGCUGAGAAGAACAAAACCAUCACUGUAAAGACACUUCCAGCAGAUCUUGUUCUUGAAAUACUCUACAGGACUCAAGUUAAGGCACUUGUAAGAUCUCAUCAUCAAGAAAUGUCGGGGCGUUUUGUUGUUUUAUGGAACCCGAGUACUCAUUAUUGGAAUCCGAUUGCUCUUAAGAAUUGGGAUAAUGUGUCAGUUGGUUUUGGUUUUGAUGCGCUGCAAAGUGAUUACAAAGUUAUAUGCAUUGUUCCUGAAACUCGCCUUGGAAAUAUAGGAUGGUCUCGGGUUGAGAUUUACUCUACAAACCAGGGUUCUUGGGAAAAUGUUGAUGGAAAAGACAUCAUUCCAUUCUUGCCUAUUUCUGGUUUGCAUCAUUGUCAUUUUAUCGUCAAAGGUGUUCCAUAUUGGAUAGGGACUGAUGUACAGGCAAGAGAUGCAUAUUUAAAUAUUUUGGGGAGAAUUGAUCCUGUUACGGGGCUGUAUAAGAAAGUAGUGUAUCCCAGCCAUCUCGAGAAUAAGGGUCGUGUGUGGGUGAAUCCUUUGAAAUGGAAAGAUUCAGUUGCUACUGUAGUUCUUUUCCCAGAUGGGGAUCCGAAUCAGAUGGUCGAUUUGUAUGUGCUGCUGGAUGAGGACACAUCUAAGUGGACAAAGAUGUAUAGUCUCGUGCCACCCAGUUUAAUAAGUGAUUUGGAAGGUACAUGGGUUCCUCAGUGCUUUAGCACAGGUGAGAUUGUAUUUGAGCUGUCGACACAGGACCCGAAUAUUGUUCAAAAUCUGGAUCAUUGUAUAUGUGACCCUGAAACUGGUCGUGUGUUCCGUAACAAUGAAAUUGAGGCAUUAAUUCCAUUUUGGCACGAGUCAUACAGUCAUGUAGAGAGCCUAGUAUGUGUCGAGGGAUUAAUGAUACAGAUUGGAAAGGAGCACAAAGACAAAAAGAGUAGCCCUAAGAUGAAGAACUGGUAUUUGCAAUCAAGAACUUUGAUUAUUGUUACGUGUUGUUCAUACCGUGCUUUCUGAUUGUUAUAAAUCUGUAUUGAUCAGCAUGCUAAAUGUUUUAAAUUUAGAGCAUAACUAAUCUUAGUAACUGAACUAAAAAAAAUUUGUGUGUAUAGUAGAAUGUUAA
Daucus carota subsp. sativus is the source of this 1323-nucleotide messenger RNA. RefSeq lists its product as uncharacterized. Bases 129 to 1217 code for a protein of 362 amino acids. The transcript has 2 exons. The record is from RefSeq and is a predicted model, not a curated record. Lineage: Eukaryota; Viridiplantae; Streptophyta; Magnoliopsida; Apiales; Apiaceae.